AUGACGAGAAAAUACAGUUAUUUCUGGCUUUUUAUGUCCGUUUCCACCCUGGCUCAGUUACAAACAUUCUCGCCCCCCGGGCAAAGUGGAAUCACCUAUAGUGUUAAUAUACCCCAAUCCACCGUGUCCUCCGGCUCGGGGCCGAUUUAUUUCCAACUGAAGUCCACGAGCGAGCUUCAGUGGUUUGCAUGGGGCCAGGGCGCUCAAAUGCAAGGAGCAAAUAUAUUCAUCGUCUAUGCAUCUAGCGACGGCAAUAAUGUUACUGUCUCCCCGCGACUGGGCGUGGAGCAUGUUGAGCCACUGUAUAACUCCAAAGCCCAAUUAUCAGUCUUGAACGGUAGUGGGAUCAGCAAUGGAGUUAUGACCGCAAACAUCCGAUGCGAUAGCUGUCUUACCUGGCCUGGUGGAAGUGAAAACCCGAGCAGUUCGUCGAGUCCAUGGCUUUGGGCAGUGAAAUACGGGAGCCCACUCAACACAAACAGCUUAUCUGCAUCAAUCACCAUCCACGACGCCGAGGGGAUUGCUGGUAUAGAUCUUCAACAAGCAACCGGUGGCACAUCUGACAACCCAUUUACAAACUCGAACACUACGGCUUCAAGUUCGUCAUCAAGUUCGAUUUCGUCUGUGAGCACUGGGUCUGUUUACAGGCUCCGGAAGGCUCAUGCUACUAUUAUGAUACUGGUCUUUGUUAUAUUUUUCCCUUCAUUUGCUCUCAUGCUUCAUAUUGUUCCAUAUUCGAAGAUUGUCUAUGUUCAUGCUGCUUUCCAGCUUUUUACUCUCGCUUUGGCAAUUGCCGGGAUGGGAAUUGGCAUCAAAAUGGCAAAAAGCCUUGACUUGAUACAGACCUAUCAUCCGAUUAUCGGAAUGGUAACUGUCCCAUGCCUUAUCCUUUUUCAGCCUGCUAUGGGCUUUCUUCAACACAGGUAUUUUCGCAAAACCGGGGACAGGAGUGUGUUUGCUUACUUGCACCGAUGGCUUGGUCGGUGUCUUAUGGCUCUCGGCAUUAUUAAUGCUGGUCUAGGCUUUCGCCUAACAGACAUCGGCCUCUCGAUUGCUCCGGUUGGGGCAGUUAUUGCGUAUAGCGUGGUCGCUGGAAUCGUCGGAAUUGUAUACGCUUUGGUCGUUGUGCUUUUGCCUCUCAGAAAGCGCAGAAGAUCUCAUUCCUAG
Messenger RNA from Penicillium lagena, 1167 nucleotides. RefSeq names its product cytochrome and DOMON domain-containing protein. The transcript has a single exon. NCBI's taxonomy places the organism in Eukaryota, Fungi, Ascomycota, Eurotiomycetes, Eurotiales, Aspergillaceae. The record is from RefSeq and is a predicted model, not a curated record. Bases 1 to 1167 code for a protein of 388 amino acids.